UCCUGGGCACUUCCGGGCCCGGCUUCUGUCCCGUGCCCCGGUCAUUCUGCUGCCAGUUCACCGCUGCGAGCGGAGGUCGGGCGGCCCGAGGCGGCCCGGCUCAUCUACGUGUGUUAGCAGCAACGGGGACGCUGCGACUGUCACGUUCUCGUGUUUGCGGCACACGCACGGCAUGAACUCCCCGGCGGACGGCCCUCUAUAAAAAGGCCGUGAGAACACGCGAUUUUGCAACUAGUUCGAUGUGGCAAGUCCCGUUCACCCCACGCGGCCAUGGAGGAGCCGGGGGAUGCCUCAUUAACACCCCCGCCUCAUCCCGCCGGCAGGGCACUCGGCGCACGCGCAGAGGCCGGCGCAGAGGCGUCUGGGAAUUCAGGCUGGGCUGGCGGCUUUCUGGCUGCUUGGCAUUGUGGGAGAUGUAGUCCAUCCUGCCUCCCCUGUUCUGCGGCUCCGCAGUAAAAAGUGAAGCCCGUAAACUGCCAUUCCCAGGAUGUGUGGGGUUUCCCAGGCUGCCUUGCGAAAGCAUGGCGGGCAAGAUGUGAAUGUCAAUAGUAAGGUACAUUUUAAAUUUGAAAGGACAUUUUAAUUCAAGAGGAGAAAAAAGACGACAAGGUGUGCGUAACCUCUCCUGUAGAUUUUUCAUCUUGACAUCCACCGAACACACUGUGUAAUGUAAAUGAGUUGAUUUCAUGUUUCGUCCGCUUGAGUGUGCGGAUUACUAGGCUUUAGAAGUUGCCAUCCCGAAGCCUCAUAGACUUGUGAACAUGAUUUGUGCUUUUCUACGAGUUGUGCAGCAUGUGGAGAAGCUGCCCGCGUCCUGGGGCAGGCAGUUGUUGCCACACUCUAUGCUCACCAAAGCUUCCUUGAAGACUCAGCCUUUGAGGUGGGGGCUGCUAGAGCAGAAGAAAACAGUGCAUCCUAGAACUGUUUGGGGGUUCACCCAGAAAACCUUCUGGACGCAAGGACCGGACCCCCAGAAAGCAAAGGAGGACAGCAGCAAGCAAGUCUCUAUUAGCAGAAAUCAGAGAGGGGAAACGAGCGUCUCGACGUCUCAGAAAGUGAAAGAAGCUGGAAGAGACUUCACCUACUUGGUAGUGGUGCUCUUCGGAGUCAGCAUUACAGGUGGCUUGUUCUACACGAUUUUCAAAGAGCUGUUUUCUUCAUCCAGUCCUAAUAUCAUAUAUGGGAAAGCCUUAGAAAAAUGCAGAACACAUCCCGAGGUGAUCAGUGUGUUUGGGGAGCCUGUUAAAGGCUACGGGGAAAUGUCGAGACGUGGGCGGAGACAGCAUGUCAGUUUUAUUGAAUAUGCAAAGAAUGGGCUAAAGCGCAUCCGUGUGAAAUUCUACAUUGAGGGCUCUGAACCCGGAAAGCACGGAACAGUGCAUGCUGAAGUGGAAGAGAACCCACAGAGUGGCCGGUUUGAAUUUCGAUACGUAUUUGUGGAAGUGGCUCCGACUAGAUCUAUUGUUGUUGAAGAUAAUCGUUCCCAAGAGAGUUAAGAGAAUCAAGCCAGCCUGCUGCUUCCCGCAGGGAAUAAAGGGAUUCAUUGCCACUGUGAUCUUACAACUCUUUCAGAAUCUGUUCAGAAAAACAAGAAUAAAAAGUAUGUCCCAUAGAAAGUGAGUGUAAUGUGAGAGAUCAUGAGUUUGAACAAACCAAACUGAGUUCUUCUUGUGAAAAUCAUGAAAUGUAGCAAAUUUUACAGUAUCAUGUGGAGUUGUCAAUCAUGACAGUGUUUCAGCUGUAUGUUCAUGAUAAAUUUUUGUUACUGAAAUUUAUAUACCACAUAAAUAAAAGUUUCAGUAUUUUAUGCUUUUUAA
Messenger RNA from Peromyscus maniculatus bairdii (prairie deer mouse), 1817 nucleotides. RefSeq names its product translocase of inner mitochondrial membrane 21 (gene Timm21). Gene Ontology annotation, cellular component: TIM23 mitochondrial import inner membrane translocase complex. Gene Ontology annotation, biological process: protein import into mitochondrial matrix. NCBI's taxonomy places the organism in Eukaryota, Metazoa, Chordata, Mammalia, Rodentia, Cricetidae. The record is from RefSeq and is a predicted model, not a curated record.